Molecule: messenger RNA, 1367 nt
Organism: Danio rerio (zebrafish)
Lineage: Eukaryota; Metazoa; Chordata; Actinopteri; Cypriniformes; Danionidae
Product: zgc:136870
Molecular function (GO): GTP binding
Source: RefSeq, marked predicted
CUGAAUAAUGGACAACAGGAAUGUGUUAAAUAAUGCCCCCAAUGACAUCACCCCAGAUUUACGGCUGCUAAUCGUCGGUCAAAAGCGAACAGGAAGGAGUUCUGUGGCCAACACAAUAUUGGGAAAGGAGGUAUUUAAUACAUGGGGUGGAGCGGAGAGUGCUGUAGCACAUGGAGAAUCUGAAGGCAGACACCUGAUGGUUGUAGACGCCUGUGGAUGGGGCUCUGAUGAGAACCUGGUCCCCAAACAGGAGAAACUGGAACUAUUUAAUGCACUCUCGCUAUGUGAGCCAGGACCCCACGUCCUCCUUCUAGUCAUUCCCCUUCUGCACUUCAGCCACUCCGAAAGAGCUGCUCUUAAGAAACGUAUGGAGAUCCUCACAGAGGGUGUGUGGCGUCAUACUAUGAUUGUAUUUACAUUGGGUGACCGUCUGCGCGACAGCAUACAGGACUAUAUUCAGUCAUCUGGGACCGACCUCCAGUGGCUGAUGGAGAAGUGCAGGUACAGGUAUCAUGUUCUUAACAACAAAACAUCGCAAGACAGAAAGCAGGUGUGCAGUCUGCUGGAUCGGGCAGAGGACAUGCUAAUGGAGAAUGGUGGAUGGCACUUCUCCUUACAUAUGUACUGCAGGAUGGAGGAGGAGUGGAAUCGAAGAGAAAGGGAAAUGAGAGAGAGAAUUCUAGAGAGGCAAACUGGUCGAGGACUCGCUGUCGUUCCUAAUCACAGUCGACAAGGCGGACUGCAUGUGAACGAUACACUACUGAAAUUAGUUUCCCAUGGAUAACCCCUGGAUACAGGACAUUACUUUUUCAGCAUGACCUCAUAGCGAACUGUAAAUAUGUCAAAGUCAGAAAUGGUUGUAAAGUUUAAUUAAUGUUUGAAGACUGAAUUAGGGGAGAUGUACGGCUUCAGUCCUGGAACUGCUCACUUCUUCGUUUAAGUCUUACGUUUCCAUUUCACAAACAUCAUACAAACCGGGACAGAAAAAAAACCAUAAGUUGAAUCUGUGUACUGUAUAUAACCACUAGGAAUAAUUGAAAAAUAUUAUUGUAAAUAUUAUUUACAGGGCCUUACAAAAGAUUUCUUUUAAAAUUGUAUUUAUUUAUUUUUUCACAUUUCUAUUUUUUUUCUUUGCUCCAUUUUGACGGUUUAAAUACAUUUUAGCAAUCAAAAAAACAUGAUUGGUUAAUUUAAAUCAUGAACCUUAUUGAGUCUAACAAGUUUAAGCACGUAAUAAAAUUGUAUUUUUAGGAUCUGUCACAGUUUCUGUAAAAAAACCUUACUUAUUUUGAUGGGUUGCAGUAAAAGUGCUUGAAUUUCUCCAUGUACAUAAUUUCUUCAAAUUAAAACAGCAAAAUACUUUAAAA